AUGCUCUUUGGUUUCUAUGACCCUAGUCAUCUUCCAAACAACCCUGGAUGGCCUCUUUGCAACUUUCUUGUCUUCAUUUCUGCAGAAUGGACCCUAAAAAAGAUUCAAUUUUUAUGCUAUCAUGAGAACCAUGGGUUUGCUGAUUUGGGUUUAUCCCUUGUUGGUGAAGCUUUGAUUCAACCUUCACAAGGUGGAUCAGACAAAAUUGGAUUGUUUCUUCUUGAGAUUGGAACAGAAGAGUUACCACCAAAUGAUGUUGCUACUGCUGGGCAGCAACUCAAAGAUCUUAUUGUUUUAUAA
Molecule: messenger RNA, 300 nt
Organism: Lactuca saligna
Lineage: Eukaryota; Viridiplantae; Streptophyta; Magnoliopsida; Asterales; Asteraceae
Source: the annotation of a GenBank genome assembly